AAACAUUACUUGAUUAUUUUACAAGUUCGGAAAAUUUCUUUUAUAUCGUUAUUAAUUAAUUUUUAAAUAAUGUUCGGUGGUUUUAUAGAGCUAUUACCAAGUACAAACAAAUCGAAAUGAUUACAGUUUACUUAAAACAAUCAAGUUAUAAUGUACCAAGACGAAAGCAGUACAUUGACCUAUACUGUGCGAGGGGAGGGGUCGCCGGGUCCCCGACCCAGCGGGAAGGCAUCGGCCAGCCAUUUGAACUCGAAGCCGGCAGUGCCCGAGGAUGACCAGGACUGGUUCAGAGAGCAAUAUGAAAGAAAAAUUGGCACACCAGUGUCAUGUGCGUCGCAAGAUAUUAAUGUUAUUCUCAGAAAUAUUAUUUACAAAAUGAAAAGCCCAAAAGAAAGUGCGGAAUAUUCGGAACCGGUGAUUCCUAAAACGGAAGCUAAAUUAUUGAAAUGGCCUGAUAUGGCGAACAUUAAAAAAUGCCUCUGCAAGGAUUUUGGUUGUAUUUGUAGAGGAUGCAAGCUCUCUGAAGCUGUGAGCAUUCCAUAUGCUUCAUCGAGUAAUAAAGAACCAGCUGGCACUUUCCUCGGAUCCUUGGAGGUAGCUUUGAUAGAGGCCACCGAGUCGUACAUGUUAUUGCUGGGCGACGACCGCACUAUGUGUCUGAAAUGCCCCGAGUUCUGCGCGUCGCGCUGCAUGUCCUUCAAGUUCGAAACUCCGGAUCAGGUCCCUUCCAGGACUGAACAUCUGGAGGAAAAAUUGAGAUUGGACGAGUACUCUUAUACACUUAAAAAGCGCAGAAUGAGGCGCAUUGCCAAGUACCAGCAGCAGCUCGCGAAGGAUAUAGAGGAAGGAGAUAAGCGAAAAUUCUCGCCCGCAUCGCGUCACUCGCCAGACCCGACACCAACUGGUCCCGCAGGUUCUCUUCGAUGGUUCUCUUCGCGCAAAUACUGCAUUGGCCGAAGUUGCAUGUGGCCGCCAGAUGUUUCAAUGCUUGAGAGAGAUGAGUGUAAAGAUGAACCGAAGAUCAAUUUAAGUAACUUUAAAUUUGGAUCAAAAAUAUUUAAGAAGAAAGAUAAGGACGGUGAACCAUGAAUAAUUUUUAAUAGACACGAAAAGAUUGAUGACAAAAAAUGACAAAAGGCUUGUGAGCAUAAUAAUAAAAAGCAAUUUUAAGCUGUUUGCUGAGGGCUGAGGAAAUACAAAUAGAAACAAUGCCGACGCUAAUAACACUUAACACUUAAUGGAAAUUAUUAAAUUUUUAGAAUAAUGAUAUAAAACAAAAUUUUGUAAAUAAA
Papilio polytes (common Mormon) is the source of this 1292-nucleotide messenger RNA. RefSeq lists its product as uncharacterized. The transcript has 8 exons. Lineage: Eukaryota; Metazoa; Arthropoda; Insecta; Lepidoptera; Papilionidae. The record is from RefSeq and is a predicted model, not a curated record. The coding region runs from base 151 to 1089 and encodes 312 amino acids.